AUGUCGACUGGUGCGUCAGGGAGAGUCUCUGCACAACGACAAAGGCAAACUUUGAGCCACAAUGAUGAUGCCACGUUUCGGUCGUACAUCACGCCCACCAUUGGAAUCGACACGCGCAACGUUGUCCGCAACCUCCCCGAAGACAGAGAGCUGGUCGACUCUACCCGUGGUGUAGCCUUCACGCGGGAUACCGGCGCUCCAAAGCCGCACAUAUCCUCGCUCUAUAAAACAAUCACACCGCUUCCCCCGGAUCUCGUCGCCGCAGUCACCACUAAAUUUCCUCAUUCAACCCCGAAGUUCAUCGCUAGCAAGGCGCGCAAGCUAGAUUUCGAAAGAAGGAAGGAAGAGUAUCAUGCAUCCAAGGCCGAACAAGUUGCGAGUGCUGCGGGAGAUGACGCUUCUUCCGCGGAGUUACCAACUUCGUCCAUUCAGUCAACGCCAUCUCCUUUCUUCAAUCGUAUGUUGAAGUACAACCAUCUGCAAGCAACCGCAAUCGACAGACUAUGGUCCGAGGAGCCCACCUCCAUUCUGCAGCUAGCCAUGGAGAUGGGAGAGACAGUCGAGGGUGACUCCAAGAAGCCCUGGAAGACGUGGAAGCCCAAUUCAGACAAUCCAGCCGAGAAGCCGUGGCUCAUCUGGAACUCUGGCGCUCCGGGCGAGGCUGCGGGCUUGAGAGAUGAGCGUCCUCACAACGCUGCCUCGUUCUCCUUUGCGCUCAAGGAGAGUCAAGGCUGA
Molecule: messenger RNA, 735 nt
Organism: Trematosphaeria pertusa
Lineage: Eukaryota; Fungi; Ascomycota; Dothideomycetes; Pleosporales; Trematosphaeriaceae
Exons: 3
Coding region: 1-735 (244 amino acids)
Source: RefSeq, a predicted model, not a curated record